Molecule: messenger RNA, 1531 nt
Organism: Nicrophorus vespilloides
Lineage: Eukaryota; Metazoa; Arthropoda; Insecta; Coleoptera; Silphidae
Product: pupal cuticle protein 36a-like
Exons: 3
Cellular component (GO): chitin-based extracellular matrix
Molecular function (GO): structural constituent of chitin-based larval cuticle
Source: RefSeq, a predicted model, not a curated record
AUGAAAUCGUUUAUAGUUUGUGUUUUGUUCGUGGCUGCUUCGGCCGAUCGUCUGGAUAACACUUAUUUACCACCUGGUAAUGCUAAAACGGCUGGAGGAAAUGGAAACUUCUUGAACGCACCUUCUGCGGCUGGUUCCGGUCAUCAAGUUCCAUCCGGAUUUGGUCAAGUGAAAUCGACAGGUUUUGGUGCUCCUUCUUCUCAAUACGGUGCUCCGAGCAACAACUUUGGUCAUGCCGAGACCAACGCUUUUGGAGCUCCUUCCAAUGGUUUUGUUAAAGCUCCGUCCAAUCAGUAUCUUCCCAGCAACGGUUUCGGUGCUGCAUCCACAUCUUCCAACAAAUUUGGUGCUUCCAAAUACUCUGCUCCGUCCAGCAAUUUCGGUUCGCCAUCCAACGUAGCUCAUGGUAACAGCUUCGAAUCUUCCUCCCAAUUCUCUACUCCAUCAGCUAACUUUGCUCCUUCCAAAUACUCUGCUCCAUCCGGAAACUUCGCUUCUCAAAACCCAUCCACUCAAUACGGAGCACCAUCCACUGGAGCUCAUGGUAACAGUUUCGAAACUACCUCCAAAUUCUCUACCCCUUCAACAAACUUUGGUUCCCAAAACCCAGCUACGCAACACGGAGUCCCAUCCAACGUAGCUCAUGGUAACACCUUUGAAUCAUCUCCAAAAUUCUCUACUCCAUCUAAAAACUUUGGUUCUCAAAGUCCGUCCACCCAAUACGGCGCUCCUUCCACUGAAGCUCAUGGCAACAACUUCGAAUCCACCUCCAAAUACUCUGCUCCAUCCAGUAACUAUGCUUCUCAAAGUCCAUCCACUCAAUACGGAGCUCCAUCGACCGUAGCUCAUGGUAACACCAAGUCCUUUGGAGCUGCUCCAUCCGGACAAUAUGGAUCUCCCAGCAGACACCAAUCCGUUGACGGAAGCGCAGCUAUUCAUCGUUUCAACAACGAAAACACCGGAGAUGGCACCUACAAAUUCGAUUACGAAACCGAAAACAAGAUUUCCCAACAGGAAUCCAGCGAACUGAAGCACGGCGAAGGAAGUCAAUCCGUCGAAGGAUCUUACUCCUACGUAGGCGAUGAUGGUAAAACCUACACUGUAAACUAUGUAGCCGAUGAGAACGGAUUCCGUCCGGUCGGUGAACACAUCCCAGAAGCCAUCCAGAUUUUGGCCAAGAAAGCCGGUGAAGCUGGUUCCCAAGAAAAUGUUCAGGGAUAUAAUGGAAAUGCUCAAGAAUAUAAUGGAAACGCUGAAGGAUUCAAUGGGAAUGCUAAAGGAUUCGUUCAAAACACUCAAGAAUUCAGUGGAAAAAUUCAUGGAUUAAGUGGAAAUGCUCCUGGAUCCAAUGGACAUACUCAUGGGUUCAAUGGAAAUCCUCAAGGAUUCGCUCAAAAUACUCAAGAAUUCAGCGGAAAAAUUCAUGGAUUAAGUGGAAAUGCUCCUGGAUCCAAUGGACAUACUCAUGGGUUUAAUGGAAAAAUUAAAGAACUCAAUGGAAAUACUCAUGGAUUCUCUGGAAAAACUCAAG